Schistocerca piceifrons (Central American locust) is the source of this 819-nucleotide messenger RNA. Its product is annotated as octapeptide-repeat protein T2-like. The coding region runs from base 1 to 819 and encodes 272 amino acids. Lineage: Eukaryota; Metazoa; Arthropoda; Insecta; Orthoptera; Acrididae. The transcript has a single exon. The record is from RefSeq and is a predicted model, not a curated record.
AUGAUUAGGUGGGGAAAGGAGGAAAGAAAGGGACGAGGACGAGGUGGGGAAAGGAGGCCAGAAAGGGACGAGGACGAGGUGGGGAAAGGAGGCCAGAAAGGGACGAGGACGAGGUGGGGAAAGGAGGCCAGAAAGGGACGAGGACGAGGUGUGGAAAGGAGGCCAGAAAGGGACGAGGACGAGGUGUGGAAAGGAGGCCAGAAAGGGACGAGGACGAGGUGUGGAAAGGAGGCCAGAAAGGGACGAGGACGAGGUGUGGAAAGGAGGCCAGAAAGGGACGAGGACGAGGUGGGGAAAGGAGGCCAGAAAGGGACGAGGACGAGGUGGGAAAAGGAGGCCAGAAAGGGACGAGGACGAGGUGGGAAAAGGAGGCCAGAAAGGGACGAGGACGAGGUGGGGAAAGGAGGCCAGAAAGGGACGAGGACGAGGUGGGGAAAGGAGGCCAGAAAGGGACGAGGACGAGGUGGGGAAAGGAGGCCAGAAAGGGACGAGGACGAGGUGGGGAAAGGAGGCCAGAAAGGGACGAGGACGAGGUGGGGAAAGGAGGACAGAAACGGAUGUGGAAGACGUGGGGAAAGGAGGACAGAAACGGAUGUGGAAAACGUGGGGAAAGGAGGACAGAAACGGAUGUGGAAGACGUGGGGAAAGGAGGACAGAAACGGAUGUGGAAGACGUGGGGAAAGGAGGACGACAGAAACGGAUGUGGACGACGUGGGCAAAGGAGGACGACAGAAACGGAUGAGGACGACGUGGGCAAAGGAGGACAGAAAGGGACGAUGGUUAGGUGGGGAAAGGAGGACAGGAAGGGACGAUGGUUAG